Messenger RNA from Rotaria socialis, 2025 nucleotides. The record is from the annotation of a GenBank genome assembly. NCBI's taxonomy places the organism in Eukaryota, Metazoa, Rotifera, Eurotatoria, Philodinida, Philodinidae.
AUGAAACGAUCAAAUUAUUCCAAAGAAAAUUUGCUAAAAGCUGUUGAAGAAUAUAAAAAUGGUGCUACAUCGACUGAAGUUUCAUCGAAAUACGGUGUUCCUGGAAGUACAGUGCGUAACCACAAUUAUAAUUCAAAAAUGAGAUUCGGAGGUGGUCGUCCAACUGUACUUACAAGUCAUCAAGAACAAUACCUAGUCGAAUUAUUAAAAAAUCUUGAAUUUAUUGGUCUACGAUUGAUGAAAGUGGUUGUCAUGAAACUAGGAUCAGAAUAUGUGAAACUUGUUACCGCAUCACCUCGGAACGGAUUUACUGAAGAUAUACGAUGUGGUUGGUUCGAAAAACUCGAACUUAUUCUUCGCACAAAUAAUUUAAUAGCACGACCACAUACUAUUUAUAAUUGUGAUGAAAGUGGGUUCAGUGAUGAAACCGCUUGCGAAAUGGUUAUUGUUAGUCAUGAAACAAAACAAGCUUAUGAACAAUCUGGUGGUAGUGGGAAAAGUUUUACGACAAGUCUUACAUGUGGAAAUGCAGCUGGGGAUAUACUACCUCCAUUUAUUAUAUACACAGCAAAAAACUUGAAUCGCCAAUUGACUUUAGGUGGACCACCCGAUUCUUCAUUUGCUGUAUCUGAUUCUGGAUGGAUAACAAAACGCUUAUUUGCUGAUUGGUUUAAAUCGUUCAUUGAACAUACAAAAAAUGUAUCUAAACCAAUGCUUUUAAUUAUGGAUAAUCAUUCUUGCCAUAUCAGUAUUGAAGUUAUUGAACUUGCAAAAAAAAAUCAAAUACUUUUAUUGUUAUUACCACCAUGUUGCACUCACGCUUUGCAACCUCUCGAUACUGCCACAUUCAGUUCUGCAAAACAAUCAUGGAAACGUAUUGUAACAAAAUAUUUCUUACGAAGCGGUCUUAAAACAAUUCGGAAAAUCGAUCUAUCUGUUUUAUUUAAAGAACUUUAUUCAUCCACUUUUACACCGAAACAAGUUCUUGCUGGCUUUUCACGUGCAGGUGUAUGGCCAUUUGAUUCAAAUGCAAUGAAGGAGAAAGUAGCAAGACAACCGUUGGCAACAAAACAACUGAAUCAAUGUCCACAAACCACAAGUGACACUCCUAUUACACCACCAUCAUUUAAUAUGCACGAUCAAAAUAAAUCAACAACGCCAUUAGGUUUUAAUAAUAAUAAUGAAAAGGAAUUAAAUUAUGUUUUAAAUGAAAAUAUUUCGAUUUCAACUCGUGCAGCAACACCAAAAACUAAUCCAUUGAUUACAACAAAUCCUAAUGUAUUUCAUUCACUUGAUCAGACAAUUAACAUCAAUCGAUUACGAAGCACAAACGAAAAUUCCAAUACAUGUUCGUCGUUUGAAAAUCCAUAUGAUUCAUUCAGAUUUCCAUUAUUCAUUUCGAAUACAAGUUUGGAUUCCAUUUCUUUCAAUACUUUGGAUUUACCAACGGAUGAAUUCAAUAAUACGAUAACACCUACUGACACAAACUCCUCGUUCAUGCAAAUACCUCAAUCAAUCGACAGUUUCAAUGGAAUAUCUUUAACAGAUGUUGAUUCGAUUGAAGAUGAUGAUGGCCAACAAAUCCUUGGAUUUGAUCCAAGUACUUUGCCAAAGAUAUAUAGUCGAAAUUCUGGCUAUUCGAAUAGAUACAAAAUGGAACAAACGUCGAUAUUUAAUUUAGAAAGAGAUAAUGAAGAAAAACGAAUAUAUACCGAAUUAACAAACGUUGACACAUCAAGUUUCGUUCGUCCAUUAUAUAUGGUGCCAUCUGCUCAGCUUGAUCUUAACCAACAAAUAGCUGAUCCAUUAACAUCGAUUCAAUUAAGUCCAUCAAGUGCUGUACGUUCAAUAGUUACUGAUUUACUACAACACCAUGUAUCUCCUCCAACGUUACCAUCGAAAACAAAUAAACUUACUCGAAAAGAAGGACAAUAUGGAGAAGAAAUCACUUCGAGCAAUAGAUUGAACGAAUUAAAAGAAAAAAAUAUCCUUACCACGUACAAAAAAAACAGAAAAGUAAGUUAA